Molecule: messenger RNA, 1140 nt
Organism: Andrographis paniculata
Lineage: Eukaryota; Viridiplantae; Streptophyta; Magnoliopsida; Lamiales; Acanthaceae
Product: probable CCR4-associated factor 1 homolog 9
Exons: 1
Coding region: 108-980 (290 amino acids)
Cellular component (GO): CCR4-NOT core complex; P-body; CCR4-NOT complex
Molecular function (GO): nucleic acid binding; poly(A)-specific ribonuclease activity
Source: RefSeq, a predicted model, not a curated record
CAUACAAAAAUCUGUAUCUAUACAUCCCUCCCUGUAAUAAAAACCCUUCAUUUUCCCCUAAAUUAAUUAAACCCUCGCCGCCGUCACUCCAAUCUCCGCCGCCGGCGAUGUACUCUCCGUUCCUCCGCCGCCGCCCCUCCGCCGUCAAGGCGCCGGUCGUCGUCCGGCAAGUCUGGUCUGCCAAUCUCGACUACGAAUUUUCGUUAAUCCGAGAAAUCGUCGAUCGGUAUCCGUACAUUUCAAUGGACACAGAAUUUCCCGGCGUCGUCUUCAGCCAUAACCACCACAGCUCAAAUCCCGGCGACCAUUACAGAGCUCUGAAAUCGAACGUCGACGCGCUGAAGCUGAUCCAAGUCGGAUUAACCCUAAGCGACGCCGCCGGAAACCUACCGGACUUAGGCACCGGCGGCGGCCGGAGAUUCAUCUGGGAAUUCAAUUUCUCCGAUUUUGACGAAACCGUCGAUCCGCACGCCGCCAGCUCAAUCGACCUCCUCCGCCACCAAGGAUUCGACUUCGGCGCGAGCCGCCGCCACGGCGCAGCCGUGAGCCGGUUCGCCGAGUUGAUGAUGUCAUCGGGGCUUGUCUGCAACGACAGCGUGACUUACGUGACUUUUCACGGCGGCUACGAUUUCGGGUACCUUGUGAAAGCCCUAAUCGGAAAAUCUCUGCCCGAUUCGAUCGAAGAGUUUAAGGAACUGAUGAGGAUUUUGUUCGGGGAAAAUGUUUACGAUGUGAAGCAUUUAAUGCGGGCCUGCCCGGGGCUGCACGGCGGCUUGGAGAGGAUUUCGCAGCGGCUCGGCAUCGGACGUGUCGCCGGAAAGUCUCACCAGGCCGGCUCCGACAGCCUGCUGACGUGGCACGCGUUCGAGAAAAUAAAGGAUAAUUAUUUCGCGGAAAAGGCUGAGGAGAGUAAGAAUAAUGAUAAGGUUAAUGUGUUAGAACAGUUUGCUGGUGUUCUCCAUGGAUUAGGAACUCCUUAAUUUUUUGGGAAUUAAUUAGGGUUUCUAUACUGUGUGUCCGCCAUGGAUGAAGGUUGAAGAUGAAGUGAAGAAGAUCGAUUGAAUAAGUGUUGUUUGUGUAUAUAUAAUUAUAUAAUUAUAUAUAUGUAUUGUUGUAUUGUGCAAGUUUGUAAAAUCGGUG